This is a messenger RNA of Cyprinodon variegatus (sheepshead minnow), 838 nucleotides long. RefSeq names its product serine/threonine-protein kinase pdik1l (gene pdik1l). The transcript has a single exon. The annotation marks the transcript as partial. NCBI's taxonomy places the organism in Eukaryota, Metazoa, Chordata, Actinopteri, Cyprinodontiformes, Cyprinodontidae. Gene Ontology annotation, biological process: protein autophosphorylation; positive regulation of autophagy; autophagosome organization. Gene Ontology annotation, molecular function: ATP binding; protein serine/threonine kinase activity. The record is from RefSeq and is a predicted model, not a curated record. Gene Ontology annotation, cellular component: autophagosome; cytoplasm.
UGUGGUUCUGUGUUGCAGCUGGUGGAGACCUCCCUGAAGGGUGAGAUAACCUUUGACCCCUGCUGUGCCUACUACCUGUGGUUCGUCAUGGACUUUUGUGACGGAGGAGACAUGAACGCCUACCUUCUGUCCCGGAAGCCCAGCAGGAAGACCAACACCAGCUUCAUGCUGCAGCUGGGCAGCGCCCUGGCCUUCCUGCACCGGAACCAGAUCAUCCACCGAGACCUCAAACCAGACAACAUCCUCAUCUCGCAGGCGUGCACGCCCGCCGGCUCCUCGGAGCCCACCCUCAAGGUGGCGGACUUCGGCCUCAGCAAGGUCUGCUCCGCCUCGGGGCUCAACGCCGAGGAGCCGGCCAGCGUCAACAAGUGCUUCCUGUCCACGGCCUGCGGGACGGACUUCUACAUGGCGCCGGAGGUCUGGGAGGGCCACUACACGGCCAAAGCAGACAUCUUCGCCCUGGGCGUGAUCUUCUGGGCCAUGGUGGAGCGCAUCACCUUCGUGGACGUGGAGACGCAGAAGGAGCUGCUGGGGAGCUACGUCCAGCAGGGCUCCGAGAUCGUCCCCCUGGGGGAGGCCCUGCUGGAGAACCCCAAGAUGGAGCUGCUGAUCCCGGCCCGCAAGAAGAGCAUGAACAGCCACAUGAAGCAGCUGAUCCGGGAGAUGCUGGCCGCCAACCCUCAGGAGCGGCCCGACGCCUUCGAGCUGGAGCUGCGGCUGGUCCGGAUCGCCUGCAGAGAGCUGGACUGGGACACGUGAUGAAAGGGGCGCGCCAUGGACGGGGCGCGCCAUGGACGAACGGGGCGCGCCAUGGACGAACGUGGCGCGCCAUGGACGA